Aspergillus tanneri is the source of this 1461-nucleotide messenger RNA. RefSeq lists its product as uncharacterized. Lineage: Eukaryota; Fungi; Ascomycota; Eurotiomycetes; Eurotiales; Aspergillaceae. The transcript is spliced from 5 exons. The record is from RefSeq and is a predicted model, not a curated record. Gene Ontology annotation, molecular function: copper ion binding; oxidoreductase activity. The coding region runs from base 1 to 1461 and encodes 486 amino acids.
AUGUUCAUCCACCAGACUUCAUACGUAAUCUGGCUUGCACUUACUUCCUUCGUGUCUCAUUCAAAUGCCGCUCUCCGCACAUAUAAUUUGACGGUGCACAGUGACGUUAGAGCCCCAGAUGGCGUCAGCCGGGAAGUGUAUCUGAUCAAUGGCCUGCAACCAGGGCCCCUUAUUGAGGCAGAUGAGGGCGAUAGUCUGGAAAUAUUUGUCAAGAAUGACCUGCCCGUCGAUACUUCUCUUCAUUGGCACGGUAUCCUGCAACGGGGAAGUCCCGAUAUGGACGGCGUCCCUGGUGUCACGCAGUAUCCCAUACCUCCUGGUGGUAACUUUACAUACAGAUUCUCGGUGAAAGAUCAGUACGGCUUCUUCUGGUACCACUCCCACGUCAGAGCAUACUACAGUGACGGCAUAAGAGGGCCACUUUUAAUACGGCCGUCCCCGGUAAGAUUGCGGCCUUUUGAGAAGCUUGCUCAUAGCCAACAUGAGCGUGAUAUCCUUCUACAAACUGAAAGGGAUGCCACAUCUAUUCUUUUGAAUGAUUGGACACAUGAACUUUCAGACACUAUUUACGCUCGCUACUUUAAGACAGGCGCUUUUCCGAGCUGUGUUGACAGCAUCCUUGCCAAUGGACUUGGGAGGGUUGAGUGUCUACCAGAAUAUAUGCGCCAUGCAGGACCAGGAAUGGGACAAGGCGAAAUGAACCAGACUUCCUCGUCAAUGAUGACAAUGCCGAUGGCAAGGCGAAUGGACAUAGGCAUGAACAUGGACGCAUCCUCCACUUCUUCCCAGGUGUCAACAGGUACAAUGGCCAUGCCUAGCAAUUCCAUUUCCGCAACGACGACUCCCUCACAUUUCAGCAGUGAAACGUCGAUGCCAGCUACAAUGACGAUGUCAGGAAUGUCACCAUCUAUGAUUUCAUUGAGUCCGCGCGGCUGUAUGCCGCCGAUGAUAUUCAGGCAAGGCUUCAAUGUCGAUUCCCUCCCACCUGAGACCUGCACCAAGACGUCUUCACCCUUGCUCACCAUCCCUGCGGAUCAAGCGCGUGGUUGGCUCGCACUGAAUCUAGUCAACUCCGGCGCAGUCAGCAAGUUACAUGUGUCUCUGGACGCGCACUCCAUGUUUGUCUAUGCUGCUGACGGAUUGUAUGUGGAGAUGCAGGAAGUGAAGGUCCUAGAAAUAGAGAUCGGCCAACGGUAUUCAGUGAUGAUUCGACUUGACCAGGAACCGGGGAAUUACUAUCUCAGGUUUGCAACAUUUCCCAAUGGUGACAUGCAACAGGUGCUUGAAGGCCAAGCUAUUGUGUCCUAUAAUGUAGGAAGAUUGGCACGCAACCUUAUCAAGCCCUCGCUGACUUCUCAUUUUCUUUUUCCAGAUGAGCAUGAUGUGCAGCAAAGUUCCAAUGAACGUUACUGUCCAUCCCUCGACCGUUUGGAUGUUGAUCAAUGGAUCAGCCAAACCUGA